AUGUUCUUGGAUGAUUCAGGGUUCGAUCCCAAAAGGUCCAGUGGAGCAUGGCUCUCUAACCUACUUACUGAAAUCCAAGAUUCACUGCACAAAAAAGUUCGCGCCGGUUACGUUGCGACGUUUGGAUGCGAAUUCCAUCUGCUUGAGUUUCUCGACUAUUACCCGGCCCAAGUUGGAAUUCUCGGGCUUCAGUUUAUUUGGACAAGAGAAUCCACCAUUGCUCUGGACGAUAUGCGCUACGAUCCAAAAAGCACCCAGCACACGAACAAACAGUUCCACCAGAUGCUUCUUCAGCUUAUCGAACGAACCACAGAAAACCUGACAGCCACCGAAAGAGUCAAAUACGAGACAUUCAUCACGAUACACUUGCACCAAAAGGACAUUUUCGAGAAUCUGUGCAACUUGGGCAUUUCCAGUUCGACCGACUUCGAGUGGACCAAGCAGACGCGUGCUUUCUGGCUGGAGGAUAGCGACAAAUGCGUGAUCGCAAUAACCGACGUGAAAUUCAUCUACCAGAAUGAGUUUCUGGGUUGCGUUGAGCGUCUGGUCGUCACACCUUUAACGGAUCGGUGUUAUAUCACGUUGGCUCAGGCGCUGAAUCUAGGAUUUGGUGGUUGUCCAACGGGUCCAGCUGGAACUGGGAAAACAGAAACAGUGAAACUGGCAACCCCUGUCUACUGUCAAGGUCCAGUGGAAGCAUGGCUCUCUAACCUACUUACUGAAAUCCAAGAUUCACUGCACAAAAAAGUUCGCGCCGGUUACGUUGCGACGUUUGAUGGCGAAUUCCAUCUGCUUGAGUUUCUCGACUAUUACCCGGCCCAAGUUGGAAUUCUCGGGCUUCAGUUUAUUUGGACAAGAGAAUCCACCAUUGCUCUGGACGAUAUGCGCUACGAUCCAAAAAGCACCCAGCACACGAACAAACAGUUCCACCAGAUGCUUCUUCAGCUUAUCGAACGAACCACAGAAAACCUGACAGCCACCGAAAGAGUCAAAUACGAGACAUUCAUCACGAUACACUUGCACCAAAAGGACAUUUUCGAGAAUCUGUGCAACUUGGGCAUUUCCAGUUCGACCGACUUCGAGUGGACCAAGCAGACGCGUGCUUUCUGGCUGGAGGAUAGCGACAAAUGCGUGAUCGCAAUAACCGACGUGAAAUUCAUCUACCAGAAUGAGUUUCUGGGUUGCGUUGAGCGUCUGGUCGUCACACCUUUAACGGAUCGGUGUUAUAUCACGUUGGCUCAGGCGCUGAAUCUAGGAUUUGGUGGUUGUCCAACGGGUCCAGCUGGAACUGGGAAAACAGAAACAGUGAAAGACAUGGGUCGUUGUCUGGGACAAUAUGUUGUUCAAGUUCAAUUGUCGGGACAGAUGCAAAUCGCGGGACUGGGUCGCAUAUUCAAAGGACUUGCCCAAUCCGGAGUGUGGGGCUGUUUCGACGAAUUCAAUAGAAUUGAACUGCCUGUGCUUUCUGCAGCUGCCCAGCAAAUCGCCAUCCUACUGCAAGCAAAGCGAGAGCAGAAGACCUCAAUCCCGUUUUCAGAUGGCGAUAUCAUUCCAAUGAGUUCGGAAUUCGGAAUUUUUAUCACAUUGAAUCCAGGCUGUGCUGGAAGGCAGAGUUUGCCAGAAAACUUGAAAAUUAGCUUUCGUAUGGUUGCAAUGAUGAUUCCCGAUCGUCAGAUAAUCAUUCGAGUGAAACUGGCUGCGUGUGGCUUUGUGAACAGUAUGACCUUGGCGCGAAAAUUCCACUGUUUGAACCAAAUUUGUGAAGAGGAGCUGACAAAACAGGUCCAUUACGACUUUGGACUACGCAACGUCUUAUCAGUAUUGCGCUGUUUGGGGGCCGCGCGAAGAUUGCAUCGUGAAGAACCGGAAGAACAAAUUGUGAUGACAGUACUACGAGACAUGAAUUUGAGCAAACUGAUUGAUCAAGAUGAACCAUUGUUUUUAUCGUUACUGGAUGACCUGUUUCCUGGAGGAGCGCUGGAAAAUGAGGAGCCCAACACCACCCUUUUGGACACAAUCCACAAACAAACUAUUGAGGCGAAACUCAUCCCUCAUAAACCAUGGAUUACAAAAGUCGGAAAUCUUUACGAAAUGCAGCGCGUUCGUCACGGAGUUAUGGCUUUGGGACCGUCGGGUACCGGCAAAACCAAGUGCAUUUCCGUUUUGCUGCAGGCUCUGUCUAGCUUAGGUCGACCUCACAGAGAGGUACGCAUGAACCCAAAGGCCAUCACGACCGCCGAGAUGUUUGGCUAUUCCAUUUCGACCGCUCAGGAUUGGGUGGAUGGGAUAUUUACCACACUGUGGCGGAGAACCCUGCGACUCAAACCGAGUGAGAACUGCUGGCUCAUUUUGGAUGGGCCAGUAGAUGCCACAUGGAUUGAGAAUCUGAAUUCAGUACUGGAUGACACUAAGAUACUCACGCUGGCCAAUGGUGAUCGGAUCACCAUGGUACCAAACUGCAAACUGGUAUUUGAAGUGGACAGUGUCGACAAUGCGUCACCAGCAACAAUAUCAAGAUUGGGCAUGGUAUACCUGAGCAGUGCCUCACUCACAUGGGCCAUCAUUUUCCAGGCCUGGUUGCAAAAGCAGACUCAGCCGGUAGCAGAAACAGUGGGUCCACUGGUGAACAAUUUGUUUGGACGAAUGCUGAAUUUCGUGCAAUCGAAGCUGCAACCCCGCGUUCAUUACCUGGAGGCGUUCUAUAUUUGUCAACUCUGCGACUUGUUGUCUGGCAUGUUGGACGAGGCAACAUCAUUCAUCAAAUUGCAGAAUGUGACCAUCUUCUGUCUGGUUUGGUCUUGCGGUUGCUUGCUGGAUGUUGACGAUAGACGAAAACUAGAUCAAUACAUGCGAGACUUGUAUUCAGGAGUCGAGCUUCCCGGGAAAGAUGGCAGAACUGUAUUCAACUAUCGAGUGGAUGACGACGGUUUCUGGGAGUUGUGGUCUGAGGGCUUGGAGACCUACAUCAGUACAGCUCAAAUGCAGCGACCUUUUCAUAGCAUUCUCAUUCCAAACGAGCACACGGUAGCUACACAGAUGUUCAUGGAAAUACUUGGUAAACAAAGCAAAGCCCCACUUCUGGUGGGUGAAAGCGGAACGGGAAAAACUGUCCUGGUGCGUAACUACCUGAGUCGGCUGCGAUCCGAUUCGAGCAUUAGCAAAGUCUACAGUUUCUCCUCAUCAACAACAGCAGCCAUGUUUCAGCGGGGUAUGGAAAGUUUUAUAGAACGGCGCGUGGGGAGCACCUACGGUCCACCGAAGGGAAGAAAACUCACUGUAUUCAUCGAUGACAUUAAUAUGCCCAUGCUGAACGAGUGGGGAGAUCAAGUAGCGAACGAGCUUGUGCGUCAGUUGAUGGAGAUGGGCGGUGUGUACAGCCUAGACAAAGUUGGCGAGUUCCUCUCAAUCAUGGAUGUGAAGUUUGUGGCUGCGAUGACCACACCUGGUGGUGGACGAUCGGACAUUCCAUCUCGACUCAAGCGGCAGUUUUGUCUCUUCUACAUUCUACUGCCCAGCGUGGCGACCAUUGACUACAUUUUCCGCUCCAUUGCAUCGAGUUACGUUAGCACGGAACGUGGAUUCAAGCGCGAGAUUGUCAACCUGGUUCGUUCAUUAGUAGGGCUGACCCGUGCCAUUUGGGAGCAGACCAAGGCCAAAAUGCUUCCAACCCCGACCCGAUUCUUCUACUUUUUCAACCUGCGAGAUCUCACACGUAUUUGGCAAGGAAUGGUGGAAAUUGAUCCAGAAGUGUACGAGACGAAGGACAAAGUGCUGAUGCUCUGGCAGCACGAAGUUCGUCGCGUGCUUUCUGAUCGUCUGAUAUCAGUCGAGGACAGAGACUGGUUUGAACAUACUCUUCAAUCGGCGGUGGAUCAGGAGUUUGGAGCCGACUGGAUGGAAUAUGUGUCACAGGAAGUGUUCGUUGUUGAUUUCAUGAGGGACGACUUUCCAAAGUUAAGAUCCAAGCAUUCCAGUGAGUCAAGUGAAGUUACCCAUAGGAGCACGGGAAGCGAUUUCCAUCGGCCCAAGGUAUACGAACCUGUACUGAACAUUGAUGUACUUCGCAGCCGGAUCGAACUUUUGCAAAAUCAAUUGAACACGUUAUGCACGGGCCGAAAAUCGGAAUUGGUCUUCUACACGGAUGCAAUCAGGCAUUUGGUUCGCAUCUCGCGAGCCAUACGGAAUUCUUGUGGCCACGCUCUGCUGGUUGGAAUUUCCGGAUCAGGGAAGACAUCCCUGGCUCGCUUAAGUGCCCUAAUAGCUGGCUACCGCGUUUUCGAAUGUCUUACCUCCAGCGAAACCCAGUUGGAAGAUUUCACGGAGGGGCUCAAGCAACUACACCGCACAAUCAGUGAGAGAGGCGCGGGUUGUGUGUUGCUAAUUCCAGAUGAAAAGGUACAAGAUGAAUCCUGUUACGAAUACGUGAAUCAACUUCUCACAACGGGAUAUUCACCGAAUUUGUUUCAACGAGAAGAAUUUGAAGAACUACUGGGCUCAAUCGAAGGCACAUCAGCUUGCGGCGCUUCAAAUCAAUCAAGUGAUCUUGAAGGCCGACUCGAGGUGUAUCAGAACCGAAUACGAGCCAACCUUCAUAUUGUUUUAUGCUUCUCGUCACUGAGUUAUAGUUUCCGGCAACGAGUGAUGUGCUAUCCGGGACUGCUCUCAGGUUGUGUACUCGAUUGGUGGGAUGAAUGGCCCGAAGAAGCCUUGAUAAGCGUGGGUCAUCGGUUUCUGACCGACUUUCCUCCAGUUAAUGAGCAAUAUGUGAAAGCCGUUGCCAGCAUUCACAAUUCCGUAGUCCUUGCAGCCAACGACUAUUCCAACAAAUAUCAGCGCAAUAUAUGCAUUACACCGAAUAACUUCCUGAUGUACACAAAAGAGAUUAAGCAAACAUACCAAGAAAUACGGGAUCAACUGAAUUUCGAUUUGGAACAUAUGGAAUCCGGUGUGGAGAAACUGCUCGAAGCACAAAAGUCUAUCGAUGAACUUCGUCGGCUGAUGCUGCAGAAAGAAACCGAAUUGGAACAGGCUAACCUCGAUGCGAAUAGAGUGCUGGGUGUUGUGAAAAUGCAGGCACACAUAGCCGAACAGACUAGAAAUCACAUGCUGCAAGUGAAGGAUAGACUUGAAUCAAUAGUACAUUGCAUCAGUGUGGAUCGUAUGGCGGCACGUGAACAGUUUGAGGCCGCAAAACCUGCACUGCAAGAAGCUGAAGAGGCACUUAAUACUCUUCGUCCGUCUGAUAUAGCCACACUGAGGAAACUUCAAAAGCCACCACAUUUGAUUAUGCGCCUCAUGGAUUGUGUCAUGAUUAUGUUCUACUCUCGUCUGGAGCCAAUCAGAAGUGAUCGUGAACGGGGAACGUUCUCGACAUCGUGGAACGAAGCGUUACGUCUUCUGAUGAAUCCCAACUUUCUAACCAAUUUGUUGCAAUACCCGAAGCACCGAAUGAAUGAAGAAAUAGUCGACUUACUGGAGCCUUACACAAGCGCGCCAGACUACAACAUUUCAACGGCCAAGAAGGUGUGUGGGAAUAUGGCAGGCCUGUUGCAAUGGACCCUAUCCAUGGUUCGUUAUUACUGGGUUAGUAAAAGAGUAAUUCCUUUGCAAGACAAUCUGGCCGCUUUGGAGGCCAAGCUUGUCAAAGCGAAAGCAACUCUGAAGGCUGCUGAAUGUACUCUAGAGGAAAAAACGAGGUUGCUAGAAGAGGCUCAAAUGGAGUAUGAAAAUGCGCUGGCAAGGAACAUGCGUCUUGAGGACGAAACUAAAUCAUGCUAUGAUCGGCUGAACACCGCACAUGCUCUCAUCGAUGGCCUUGGCAGUGAGCUAAAUCGGUGGACCUCAAAAAGUGUUCAGUUAAAAACGGAAAUGGAAGAACUAGGCGGGGAUGUACUACAAGUUGCUGCAUUCCUUACCUACUGUGGAGCUUUCAAUCAGUCGUAUCGAAAUCGCUUGUUGACUAGUUGGCAUUCGGAGCUUAUUAGACAACAAGUACCUCAUCGAUCCAAAAUGGAUUUGAUUUCGUUUCUUGUGGAGCCAUCGGUUUUGAAUGACUGGGCUCUACAUGGCCUGCCCGUUGAUGAAGUGUCUGUUCAAAACGCGGUAAUCACAACCAAGAGUCACCGGUACUGUCUGAUGAUAGAUCCUCAAGCCCAGGGGAAGACUUGGCUAAGCAGUUUGUACGCAAAAACUAUUACAGUGACUUCAGUCAAUGACCACGCGUUCACCACUCAACUGGAAGAUGCAAUGAACUUUGGUAUGCCGUUGCUUAUUGAAGACAUUUCGGAACAGCUGAGCCCCAUCAUACUAGCUCUUCUAGAGGAAAGUGCUACACAACUUGAAGCAAUCAAAGUGAUUACUUUUGGAGACAAGCAAACUCUGGUGGCCCAGAACUUCAGACUCUACCUUACUACGCACCUGUCGAAGCCCAACUUUCCUUCGGACGUCGGCUCUCGGAUGACUAUUAUCGAUUUCAGUACCACGCUAAAAGGCUUGGAAGAUCAGUUGCUGGCUCGUGUCAUUAACGUGGAAAGAGCAAAAGUCGAAAGGGCACGACUGGAGCUGAUAGCCGAUGUGGCAAACAACCGAAGACUAAUUUCCAAGUUGGAACACGAUCUGCUGCAUCAUCUGGUUUCAUGCCAAGGAUCGCUGGUCGACGAUAUGAAUCUAGUGGGGGUUCUUCGAGCUGCAAAGGAUACCGCUCAGACCGUCACCAAGCAGUUAGCUCAGGCAGCCGAUACAGAAACGGAAAUAGACGAGGCUCGUGAAGCAUACCGAGCAGUGGCCGUCCGAGGCUCGCUCAUGUACUUCAUACUGGCUGAACUGUCCAUCGUGAACCAGAUGUAUCAGUUUGGGCUGCCCCAAUUUAUCCAGUUGUUUGAUAACGCACUGCUUCAAUCCGAAAGAUCCCCAGUCACACAGCGGCGCAUAACAAACAUUUUACAAUAUAUGACAAAAUCAAUCUGGCGUUUUGUAAUGCGUUCGCUUUUCAAAAAAGAUCGUUUGACGUUUACGCUGAUUUUGGCCAUACGCCUCCAACAAAAUGUGGGAUCAAUUCAAAAUUCCGAAAUGGAUGUCUUGGUUAGAGGCGGAUCGAUGUAUACGAUUGCCGACUGCCCAGCGAAACCCGCACGAUGGAUUCCGGAUACCGCAUGGAUAAAUUUGAAAGCCCUCUCUAAAGUGCCAGUAUUCUCGGGCCUAAUGCAGCACAUCAUUCAUCACGAACGCCAGUGGAAACAAUGGUAUGAUAGAGAAUUUCCAGAAGAAUUCCCCAUCCCUGCUCCAUGCGAAGCAGAACUUCGACCAUUUGCACGUUUGCUAUUGAUCCGCUGCUGGUGCCUGGAUCGGUUUCUCGCACAGGCCAAAAAAUAUAUUAGCCAGGUGCUGGGACCCAGUUUCGCUGAGGAUGUGCUAUUGCAACCCGAACAGUUAGUACAACAGUCCGCCCGCUGGUCACCAAUUGUGAAUUUCCUGAGUACAGGUGCAGACCCAACAAUGCUGAUCGAACAGUUGGCACGCAAGCAGCGAAUUUCCCUUCAGACUGUGUCCAUGGGAGAAGGACAGGAUGGCGUGGCGAGAAAAGCUGUUCGAAAAGCCAUGCUCGAUGGCACUUGGGUCUUACUACAGAACUGCCACCUCACCCUAGACUAUAUGUCAGAAGUCUACAACGAUGUGACCGAACUGAUACCGCGUACGGUUCUUCUGAAUCGAAGGAACACUUUCUCAAGUGCCGAAAAACCAGACGAUUUCCCCGACUUUGCCACAAUGGAUUUGUCCACAUCAAGAAAACGUACACAAAGCACGGAUAAUUCCAGCGUAUCGAUCCAGGAUAGUUUCCGUUUAUGGCUUACAACUGAGGUGCACAGUCGAUUUCCCGCAAAUCUAUUGCAGAUUUCCAUAAAGUUCACCAAUGAACCUCCCGAAGGAAUUAAAGCCAGUCUGUUGAGAACGUACGGAGAUGUUACACAGGAUUUGUUGGACUCAUGUAUCAGUGCCGAGUGGAGAUCUCUGCUGUAUACUUUGGCUUUUCUCCACUGUACGGUGCAAGAGCGGAGAAAGUACGGAUCCAUGGGUUGGUCACAGCCGUACGAAUUCAAUCAGUCGGACUUCAAUGCCAACGUACAAUUUGUGCAACACCAUAUUGACCAGAUAGAGUUUUCAAGACACACGACAAAGAACAGCACUUUGGAUUGGAAGUGCCUACGAUAUAUGAUUGCGGAGAUCCAAUACGGUGGACGCAUAACCAAUCAAUAUGAUCUACGUUUACUAAAAACUCUGACUCAGACGUUCUUUCACGAACGCAUGUUUAGUUCGGACUAUCAGCUAGCGCCCAACUACCAAGUGCCCCAACUGAACACGAUAGCUCAGUAUGAGAGCUUCAUCCAAGAUUUGCCCAGUCGAGACUCAUCUGAAGCCUUUCAUUUGCAUGCGAACGCAGAUAUCGACUAUUCCACUCGUGCAGGCGGAUACAUCCUUGAUUGUAUUCAAGCAAUGGAACCCAAAGAAUGUGGUGUUGGAACUCAAGGAUUGGGUGAUGGCGAGAAGCCUGACAAAGUGCCAACUGAAAUCAGCCGAGAGUCACUGGUCACGAGUAUCUGCAGUGACAUGCUUUCGAAACUGCCCAGUCCAAUCGAUUCUCACAAAAUGAAUGCUCGAUUGGAAGCCCUAGGUCUCUUGCAACCGAUGACCAUAUUUUUACGCCAAGAAGUCGAGCGAAUGAACCGACUGCUACGCCUUGUUUCGACUACUCUCAGUGAAUUACUCCAGGCCAUGGAAGGCGUGGUUGUCAUUGAUGAACUGUUGGGGAAAGCAAUGAAUGCCAUUUUCGAGGCCAAAAUCCCCCAAAACUGGAUCAAGUGUUCCUGGGAAUCAAGCACACUGGGCUUUUGGUUUACCGACCUACUGGAUCGGUGCAGUCAAUUGUUUACCUGGUUGUUAGAAUGCAAGCCUUUGUCGUUCUGGUUGACUGGAUUUUUCAACCCGCAGGGAUUUCUAACGGCACUCAAACAAGAAGUUACUCGCAAGCAGUCUGCGUGGACUUUGGACCAAGUUAUGCUCAUGAACCGUGUCACCAGACUAAACUUAGAAGAUAUCAAGGAGCAUCCGACGGAAGGUGUUUUUGUGCAUGGACUAUAUCUUCAAGGUGCUUGUUGGGACCAUAAAAACGCCCGCCUGGUUGAACCGCGUUCAAAACAACUGUUCGAUCUACUUCCAAUUGUUCACUUGACUGUACAGUUGGAUUUCAGUUAUAGGGUUUGCUUUGAUGGACUGGAAUCCAACGAAGGCGCAUUUAUGGCAAAACAUAGUUCAAAGUCAUUCAAAUCGAAUUCGGGUGCAUCCAUGAAGUCUCUCGUUUUGGGCCUAAAAACGAAGAAAGUAAAACCAAACGUCGCAGACUCCCUGACUAUGAGUGCGUUCACAGCAUCCACAACCUCGGACUCGCUGUCAGGACGAAACAAACUGCCAGAGACCACGCAAGACCAAUCGUCCAGGUUGGGAAAACACGCAACUGACAUAGCUGAUAUCUACCUAGCUCCUGUGUACAAAACGUCGGCUAGGAGCCCCACAGACUUUAUAACGACGCUGAGGCUGACUUGCUCCAAAAAAUCAGAUCACUGGAUUUUGCGGAGCGUUGCUGUGCUCGGUGACAUACGUUGAGUCUCCUCCAACGGUAUAUCAAUAGCAAGGUGGAAGCGCCGUGAUUAAAUCAUCUUUCGAAUGAUUUUUUCUAUUUGAUAGACGAAAUUUUUUGUUACUAUUCACUAAACUUGUCGUUAUCGCCUUGUCAUGUUCAUUUGUUCGACUAUUAUACACCUGCAUUAUCAG
Molecule: messenger RNA, 9825 nt
Organism: Opisthorchis viverrini
Lineage: Eukaryota; Metazoa; Platyhelminthes; Trematoda; Opisthorchiida; Opisthorchiidae
Exons: 28
Coding region: 1-9657 (3218 amino acids)
Biological process (GO): microtubule-based movement
Cellular component (GO): dynein complex
Molecular function (GO): ATP hydrolysis activity; dynein light intermediate chain binding; dynein intermediate chain binding
Source: RefSeq, a predicted model, not a curated record